GGGGCGAUAAACAGCGUUCACACACACUUCCUGUCUAUUUCUCAGGAUAGUACACAAACGUCUAACGAGAAUUAACAGUGAAUUUUUAAACCGGUUAAAGAGGCAAAUAAACUGUCCAACAUGUCUGGACAAAACCUCUUGAAUGCGAAGCAGCCACCGAUUCAGUCUACGGCAGGAGCUGUACCUGUAAGAAAUGACAAAGGUGAGCUUUCUAUGGAAAAGGUGAAGGUGAAGCGCUAUGUGUCAGGAAAACGCCCAGAUUAUGCGCCGAUGGAGUCCUCUGAUGAAGAAGAUGAAGAUUUCCAGUUUGUUAAGAAAGGCAAGGAGGCUGAACAGGAGCUGGAAAUGGAAGAGGAGGACGUAUCGGACCCUCGCCUUCGCCGUCUCAUGAACCGCGUGUCAGAAGAUGUGGAAGAAAGACUCGCACGUCACAGACAGAUCGCUGAACCAGAGCUGAUUGCUGAGUGCAGUGAGGAUUCAGAUGAAGGAACAUGGCACCAGGAGCAUGAGGAGAGCAGCGAAGAUGAGGAAGAAGUGGAUGAUGAGGAAAUCGAGAGGCGGCGAGCGAUGAUGAGGCAGCGGGCCCAGGAGAGAAAGAACGAGGAGAUGGAGGUGAUGGAGGUGGAGGAGGAAGGGAAGUCUGGAGAAGACUCGGAGUCGGAAUCGGAGUAUGAGGAGUACACAGACAGCGAGGAUGAAGCAGAACCACGCCUAAAACCAGUCUUCAUCCGCAAGAAGGACAGGGUGACUGUGGCUGAGCGCGAGGCUGAAGAGCAGAGACAGAAAGAACUUGAAAUCGAAGCUAAGAAGCACGCGGAGGAGAGGCGUCGCUACACCCUGAAGAUCGUAGAGGAGGAAGCCAAGAAGGAGUUUGAGGAGAACAAACGCACACUGGCUGCUCUGGAAGCCCUGGACACAGACGGAGAAAAUGAGGAAGAGGAGUAUGAGGCCUGGAAGGUCAGGGAGCUAAAGAGGAUCAAGAGGGACAGAGAGGAUCGAGAAGCGAUCGAGAAGGAAAAAGCCGACAUCGACAGAUUCCGCAAUCUCACUGAAGAGGAGCGUAGAGCUGAGCUCCGCGUCAAUGGAAAAGUCGUCACCAACAAAGCAACCAAGGGCAAGUACAAGUUCCUGCAGAAGUACUACCACAGAGGAGCCUUCUUCAUGGAUGAAGAACAAGACGUCUUCAAAAGAGAUUUCAGUGCACCAACGCUUGAGGAUCAUUUCAACAAAACAAUCCUUCCUAAAGUUAUGCAGGUCAAGAACUUUGGUCGUUCAGGACGCACCAAAUACACACAUCUGGUGGAUCAGGACACCACCUCGUUUGACUCUGCUUGGGCUCAGGAGAGCGCCCAGAACAUCAAGUUCUUCAAGCAGAAGGCAGGGGGUGUGAGAGACGUGUUCGACCGGCCAACAGUGCAGAAGAGGAAGACAUGAACUAUGUUCUGGAUGUGUAUAAGCUCAAAUGGAGCUGAACUAAAGACUGUUUUUAUGCUAUAUUUCCCAACCACAUCCCCUUGUGUUUGUGAAGAUGAAGCAUGAAUAUGAAAGUUGUUACAGCAUGGCAACAAAUAUUUGUUUAUUGCAUUUUAAUUUUGUACAUCUGAUGGAUUCCUUGACAGAAUUUAGACCUUAGUGUUAAUCUUAGUUGUAAUUGUAAAUAAAUUGCAAUAAGAGGACAAUUAAUUCCACAAC
Hemibagrus wyckioides is the source of this 1692-nucleotide messenger RNA. RefSeq names its product microfibril associated protein 1 (gene mfap1). Gene Ontology annotation, cellular component: U2-type spliceosomal complex. Gene Ontology annotation, biological process: mRNA splicing, via spliceosome. The record is from RefSeq and is a predicted model, not a curated record. Gene Ontology annotation, molecular function: RNA binding. The transcript is spliced from 8 exons. The coding region runs from base 121 to 1434 and encodes 437 amino acids. Lineage: Eukaryota; Metazoa; Chordata; Actinopteri; Siluriformes; Bagridae.